Messenger RNA from Dipodomys ordii (Ord's kangaroo rat), 1729 nucleotides. RefSeq names its product solute carrier family 27 (fatty acid transporter), member 2 (gene Slc27a2). The transcript has 12 exons. Gene Ontology annotation, cellular component: endoplasmic reticulum lumen; peroxisomal membrane; endoplasmic reticulum. Gene Ontology annotation, molecular function: very long-chain fatty acid-CoA ligase activity; fatty acid transmembrane transporter activity; long-chain fatty acid-CoA ligase activity. The annotation marks the transcript as partial. Gene Ontology annotation, biological process: very long-chain fatty acid catabolic process; long-chain fatty acid import into cell; bile acid biosynthetic process. The record is from RefSeq and is a predicted model, not a curated record. NCBI's taxonomy places the organism in Eukaryota, Metazoa, Chordata, Mammalia, Rodentia, Heteromyidae.
AAGGUGGCCUCCCCAGAACUACAAGAAGCUGUUGAAGAGGUGUUACCAAGCCUGAAAAAAGAUGGUGUGUCUGUCUACUAUGUGAGCCGGACUUCCCUCACAGAUGGUGUGAGCUCUUUACUAGACAAGGUCGAUGAGGCAUCAGCUGACCCCAUCCCAGAGUCCUGGCGCUCGGAAGUCACUUUUUCUACUCCUGCUGUCUACAUUUAUACAUCUGGAACCACAGGGCUCCCAAAGGCUGCCACCAUCAAUCACCAUCGCCUGUGGUACGCGACCGGCCUGUCCUUGGCAAGCGGAAUCAGGGCGGACGACGUCAUCUAUACCACCCUGCCGCUGUACCACAGCGCGGCACUGAUGAUUGGCCUGCACGGAUGCAUCGUCAACGGUGCUACGAUUGCUUUGAGGAGCAAAUUUUCUGCCAGCCAGUUUUGGGAUGACUGUAGAAAAUACAACGUCACUGUCAUUCAGUACAUUGGUGAACUGCUCCGGUAUUUAUGCAAUACACCUCCGAAACCAAAUGAUCGGGACCACAAAGUGCGAGUCGCCCUGGGAAAUGGCUUGCGCGGAGACGUGUGGAGAGAGUUUCUCAAACGAUUUGGGGACAUACACAUUUAUGAGUUCUACGCUUCCACCGAAGGCAAUAUCGGCUUUCUGAAUUACCCCAGAAAAAUCGGGGCUGUCGGGAGAUCGAACUACCUUCAAAGAAAAGUCGUAACUUACGAGCUGAUUAAAUAUGAUGUAGAGAAGGAGGAACCUGUCCGCGAUGCAAAUGGAUAUUGUAUCAAAGUUCCUAAAGGUGAAGUUGGACUCCUGAUUUGUAAAAUCACCGAACUUACACCAUUUAAUGGUUAUGCUGGUGGAGAGACUCAAACAGAGAAGAAAAAACUGAGAGAUGUCUUUAAGAAGGGAGAUGUCUAUUUUAACAGUGGAGAUCUCUUAAUGAUUGAUCGUGAAAACUUUGUGUAUUUCCACGACAGAGUUGGAGAUACAUUCCGGUGGAAAGGGGAAAACGUGGCUACCACAGAAGUUGCUGACAUAAUAGGACUGAUUGAUUUUGUCGAGGAAGUCAAUGUGUAUGGGGUACAUGUGCCAGAUCAUGAGGGUCGCAUUGGCAUGGCAUCCAUCAAGGUGAAGGAGAACCACGAAUUCAAUGGAAAGAAGGUCUUCCAGCACAUCGCUGAUUAUCUACCCAGUUAUGCCAGGCCUCGCUUUCUGAGAAUACAGGACGCCAUUGAGAUCACCGGAACUUUUAAACAUCGCAAAGUGACCCUCGUGGAGGAAGGCUUCAACCCUGCGCUCAUCAAAGACCCCUUGUACUUCUUAGAUGACAGAGCAAAAGACUAUGUGCCAAUGACGGAGGACAUUUAUAACGCCAUCAGCACUAAAGCUCUGAAACUCUGACCCUUCCCAAGAGGAUAACUGAGAAAUUUCCAGAAAUGAAGCUGAAUGGAUCUAGUACAGCCACUUGACUUAAUCCAACGUUAAUUUAAUAGAAGAUUAUAUGGUGCCUUUUUUAAGGAAAUUACAUGUAAAGGGGGGGGGAACGAAUUUUUUUAAGUUACACCAGAACUUUUGUGAGCAAAGAGAUUUAGAGAUCAUUUUUUUUUUCAAUGUGCACCUUCCAUUUGUAUUUGCAAACUAAGCUUGUUGGGAGAGAGGGACCUUAUUUUUUUAAACAUGUUUAAAAAAAAAUAGACGAACACCAACCCAGAAAAUAGUACCAUCUUUU